This is a messenger RNA of Helobdella robusta, 381 nucleotides long. RefSeq lists its product as hypothetical. The annotation marks the transcript as partial. NCBI's taxonomy places the organism in Eukaryota, Metazoa, Annelida, Clitellata, Rhynchobdellida, Glossiphoniidae. The record is from RefSeq and is a predicted model, not a curated record. Gene Ontology annotation, molecular function: RNA binding. The transcript has a single exon.
AAAGUUGAUCAAACUUUUGAAAAAUUGAAAGACAGCAAAAACAAAAUGCUUUCAAAACUGAAAGUAUUAAAAACUUUAGAAAAAAAUAUAGUCUCGUCACCACUCGGAGUUCAUGAACGCUCCAUUUUUAUUGAAAAUGUGGAGUUGAAUACGACAGUAAAUGAAUUGAAACUCCAUUUCAAAGCAUGCGGCCCAAUAGUUAGGGCUACCAUCAUCAGUGACAAGCUUACUGGUCAACCAAAAGGUUAUGCGUAUAUGGAAUUUUGGAACAAAAGUUCCAUCGACCUCGCCAUGACACUAAACGGUUCAUUUUUAAGAGGAAGAACAAUUAAAGUCAUGUGUAAAAGACCAAAUAAACACCAGUUGACGACAACAACAAAA